AAUGCAACUUUGCCUGCUGUUUCACCUGAAUUUGUAAGUGAGCCACCAGUAGACUUAUUGGUGUUGGCGGCAUCAUUGUGGAAACAUCAGACAGUAUGAAACUCCUCAUCCUCUGUGCCUGGCUAUUUCUCGCGCCCGAAAUACAAAGUCUUGAAAUAAUAGCAGGCGACUUUUCUGAUGUGGCUCAGCCCAUAGGAACCACUGGAUCUGAUGAGAUUGUAGAUGGUCCUCCUAUAAAUAUAAACAGAUAUGAAAGACGCCAUAAGAGAAGUGAUGACAGCAGCAAGGAGGAGGAUGAGGAUCACCUUGAUGAACACAUCGCCAUUCACAGCUAUAAAGUUAAAUCCAUUAUCACCUCACGCUUUGCUGAAACAGUCUUCAGCACGAAGAUAGUGAACAAGGAUUUGCGUCCUCAGGAUGUGACGUUCAACGUAGAAAUUCCAAAAGGAGCCUAUAUCUCAAAUUUCACUAUGACAGUGAAUGGUAAUACAUUUGUUGGAUCUGUGCAUGAGAGAAGUGUGGCCAGAAAUCUUUAUGCACAAGCACGAGCCCAAGGGAAGGCUGCUGGAAUUCUUAGGACAUCGGCUCAUGAGAUGGAAAGCUUUAAAGCUGAAGUGAAUGUUCCUGGUGGGAGCAAAGCCAGCUUUGAACUUUACUGCCAAGAACUGUUACAACGACGACUGGGGUUUUAUGAACAGACUAUUAUACUCCGCCCAGGAAACUUGGUGAAGCAGCUCCAGGUGGAUGUCUACAUAUUUGAGCCACAAGGGAUCAGCCGUAUUGAAGCACCUAACAUGUUUGGAGCACAGUUUGAUGGGCUCAUCCGUAUGACUAAAGGAGAAAACAAGGCUCAUGUUUCCUUCAAGCCAACUGUGGACCAACAGCGGAAAUGCCCAAAUUGUACAGACUCUGCCAUUGACGGAAGCUUUAUUGUGAGAUAUGAUGUGAAACAGGAGCUCAAUGGUGGAAGCAUUCAGGUUUCGAAUGGUUACUUUGCUCACUUUUUUGCUCCUAAUAAUCUUCCACCACUUCCUAAAAACAUCAUCUUUGUCAUAGAUGUCAGUGGCUCAAUGUGGGGAAUUAAAAUGAAGCAGACUGUUGAAGCUAUGGCAACGAUUCUGUCCGAUCUCCGCCCGGAGGACCAUUUCACAAUUAUUGAUUUCAACCACAACAUUCGUUUCUGGAAUGAUAAACUGGUUGCAGCCACUCCCAUCUUCGUUGAGGAUGCCAAAAAAUACAUUGAGAAAAUCCAGCCGAAUGGAGGAACAAACAUCAAUGAAGCAAUCCUUUCAGCUAUUUAUAUAUUAACGGAGUCCAAUAAGUUGGGUCUGCUGGAUCCACGAUCUGUAUCAUUCAUUAUUAUGGUUUCGGAUGGCGACCCCACAGUAGGUGAAAUUAAACUGAGCAACAUCCAGAGAAAUGUCAGAAGACAAAUGCAGGAAGAUUUCUCUCUUUUCUGCCUUGGAAUUGGUUUUGACGUGGACUAUGACUUUCUAGAAAGGAUGGCUCUUGAAAACCAAGGUUUUGCUCGGCGUAUUAUUGCAAAUGUCAAUGCAUCCAGUCAGCUGAAGGAUUUCUAUGAAGAAGUGGCCAUACCAUUGCUGAGAAAGAUUGACAUACACUACAGUGAUGAUGUGACAGAUGUGACACAAAAUAGUUUCGACAAGUAUUUCAGUGGUUCUGAGAUAAUUGUAGCAGGAAAACUGGUUGACACGAAACCUUCAUCUUUCCAAUGCUUGGUGACAGCAUCCUCAGCAAAAGAUGACCUAAUGUUUCAGAUAGACACUCCAACAGAUGAACUUGACAAGAUUCUGGCUAUGCAGAAAUAUGUUCUUCCAGAUUUUGCAAAGCAGCUAUGGGCCUACUUGAUGAUUAAGCAGUUAUUAUCUGAGAGGGUGCUUGCCCAAUCAGCUUUGCAGAAGAGGAAUAUUACGAGCAGGAUUUUAGCUAUUGCCCUGGUUCACCAGUUUGUAACACCUGUGACUGCCAUGCUGGUAGAAAGUGAAGAAACUGGCCAGAGACUGUUAGCAGAUUCCCCCAAGAGCACCAGAAAUGGAUGUUGUACAGGCACCCCUGUUAUCGGGAAGAAGACAUCUGCUAUUCCAACUUGGGCAAAACACAGUUAUUCUACGCCUCAACCUCCUCAACAACUGAUUCGUCCCGAAGUGGAUUCGAAACUAGGAUUAAAAAUUCCUGUCACAUCGGUUGAAAAUGAUCCACAUUUCAUCAUCCACUUGCCCAAGAGCAAACAGGAUAUAUGCUUCAAUAUUAAUCCACAACCUGGAAAAAUCCUGAACUUGGUGUCAGAUCCAAUUAAAGGUAUUGUGAUCAAUGGCAAAAUUAUUGGUGGCAAGGAAGCCAAGAAUGGGAAGCUGAACACAUAUUUUGGCAUAAUUGGACUCCAUUUUACCAAACUGAACUUGAGCUUUGAGAUCAACACUGAAAAGAUUCGCUUAAAAGAUGGGCAACACAAAACUCUCCUUUGGUGGUCGGAAUCAAGCACUUUGACUCAUGCUGGUGUUGUUGUCUCAGUGCAGAAAAAUACUAAUGUCACCAUCACUGUGGGAGAAGAUAUGGCCUUCCUGAUCCUACUGCAUCGUGUCUGGAAAAACCAUCCAACCAAUGUGGAUUUCCUGGGAUUUUACGCUCCUCCUUCAAACAACUUCUCAACAAGUGUUCAUGGAUUAAUUGGUCAGUUCAUCCAUGAACCUGAAGUGAAUGUGUACAAUAUCCGCCAGGGCUCAGAUCCUGAUAAACCACAAGCAACCAUGGAAGUGAAAGGACACCAAAUUACAGUAACCAGGGGUUUACAGAAAGACUACAGGACAGAUACAGUAAAUGGCACAGAUGUCCAAUGCUGGUUCAUCCACAAUAGCGGAAAAGGUUUUAUCGAUGGACAUUUCAAAGAUUAUCUUGUUCCGCACCUUUACAGCUUCCUGAAUCAUCCGCAAGCUUUCUGAAAUUGCAAAGGCUAGAAAGAUAGAAGGUAGAGAGUGUAUCUGCAGCAUAGAAAAAUAAUUGAAAACUAGUAAUAAAAAUCACUUUUAAAACAAACUUUUCAUUCAAUAGUCAAACCAACGUUCUUGUGACUAAAGUGUUUUCUACCAUAAUCUUUCACUGUAAUUGUGUAUUACAACCCCCUCAGACUCUCAACUUUUAAUGUGUUUCAACAUUCACUUAUGAUGCAGAUGAGAUGGCAUCCAGAUACCAGAGGGUCUGCUGUAGUCAUACUCAAGAAUUUUUUUUUAAAUUUGCUGAAUUUUGCUUAGCAAUGUGAAUAAAACAUUGUGGAUUGUAAUGGAUGAAUAUCAUUCCCAGUUAACAAAAUUUCAAAAUUAUAAACAGAAAAUAUAUAAAGGCUGCUUUCAAAUGCAGUAAAUGGAGUAAGAGUUUCAAAGCAAAUACAACUGCUGAGCUGUUACUUCCCCAUUCAAGGAGAUCCAGCUCACCUGACUUUUAAAACAAAGUGCUUUGAAUAAGUUAUUUCAAGUAUAUUAUCAAAAGUAUCAACUAUAAAAUGCACAAGUUAACGAUCUCUGAAUGGCUUAUUCAUCACUGGUAAAUGGUAGAGAAUUGGGACACAGGAUACUUGUUACCUCCAGCUGACCUGAGAGAGCAAACAUGACAAUCUCUGGUUGUUCCGCUUUUCUAUUUUGAUUAUUGUAGACAAAACGUCAUUGGGAACUGAUCACGUUCAUAACGGUGUAUGCAGAAUUGUAGCGCAUAAUAAAUAUGAUGUUUUGCAAAUUU
Stegostoma tigrinum is the source of this 3750-nucleotide messenger RNA. RefSeq names its product inter-alpha-trypsin inhibitor heavy chain 2 (gene itih2). Bases 96 to 2960 code for a protein of 954 amino acids. Gene Ontology annotation, biological process: hyaluronan metabolic process. The transcript has 21 exons. The record is from RefSeq and is a predicted model, not a curated record. Gene Ontology annotation, molecular function: serine-type endopeptidase inhibitor activity. Lineage: Eukaryota; Metazoa; Chordata; Chondrichthyes; Orectolobiformes; Stegostomatidae.